UAUUUUGAAAGGUUCUGGCGGAAGCUUUGCAGUGAGAGGGUUCGUUUGUUUCACGCAGGCCAGCACUCCGUGUGGAGGGGAUUAUGUGGGAACUCUGACAACUCCAAGCCAGCGAGCAGGGUCCGGUUGACAGACAACAUCCACUUUUAACUCCAGACACACCAUACCAUGCAAUUUAUCGAAAAGUCCUCUGAUGUACCAAACUUCAAGUGAUCUUCUUUUCACCACAUCAAAUGAUGACACCGGCGGUACCAACAACAGACGCUGCUCUGGAGAUGCCCGUAUCCUGUUGGGAGCAACCCUAAGGUUCAGCUUGUCACGUUUCUGUCACAGACCUCCUCACCAUGAGGGGGCGCUGUUCUAGAAAACUAGGCGUGCUAGCCAAAGCAGGGUUCUUUCUGUGGCUCCUGUGGCUUGGCUAUAUAGUGCUGGCACGUUCCACCUUCCCGUUCUCUUCAUCAACACGGGAGGAAGAUGAUAAGCACAAUGUUCUUGUGAGGCAGUUGCCUGAGGAGAAGAGUGGGAUUGAUGGACCACUGGCUAGAGCCCUCUAUAUAAAACCCCCACCAGACAGCAGUGCGCCUGGGGAGUGGGGGCGAGCCACUCGCCUCAACCUCAGCCCGGAAGAGAAGAAAUUAGAGGAAGAAAGUGUGGAGAGCUACGCUAUCAACAUUUUUGUCAGUGACAAGAUCUCUCUGCAUCGGCACAUCCAGGACAACAGGAUGGAAGAAUGCCGGAAUAAGAAGUUUGACUACCGACAUUUACCUACCACUUCAGUGAUCAUUGCCUUCUACAACGAGGCCUGGUCCACCCUGCUGAGGACCAUUCACAGCGUGCUGGAGACCACGCCUGCCAUCCUGUUGAAAGAGAUCAUCCUAAUUGAUGACUACAGUGACCGAGGAUACCUAAAGUCCCAGCUGGCAGAGUACAUCAGUAAUCUGCAACGCGUGCGGCUCAUUCGGACUAACAAAAGGGAGGGGCUGGUCCGAGCACGCCUCAUUGGUGCCACCUAUGCCACUGGUGAUGUUCUAACGUUUCUUGAUUGCCACUGUGAGUGUGUUCCUGGUUGGAUUGAACCUCUGCUUGAAAGAAUUGCUGAGAAUGCCAGUACCAUCGUGUGCCCUGUGAUUGAUACCAUCGAUUGGAACUCUUUUGAGUUUUACAUGCAAACUGGUGAACCAAUGAUAGGAGGGUUCGACUGGAGACUCACCUUUCAGUGGCACUCUGUCCCCGAAUCUGAGCGCAAGAGGCGCAAGUCCCGCACUGACCCCUUCAGGUCUCCCACAAUGGCAGGGGGAUUAUUUGCUGUGAGCAAAGUGUAUUUCGAGUACCUUGGCACAUAUGACAUGGGCAUGGAGGUGUGGGGAGGAGAAAACCUGGAGCUCUCUUUCAGGGUUUGGCAGUGUGGGGGCAGUCUGGAGAUUCAUCCCUGCUCUCAUGUGGGCCAUGUGUUCCCUAAAAAAGCCCCUUAUGCCCGGCCAAACUUCCUCCAGAACACUGUGCGAGCUGCAGAGGUUUGGAUGGACUCUUAUAAACAUCACUUCUACAACAGGAACCCUCCAGCCAAAAAGGAGAACUAUGGUGACAUCACUGAGCGGCUGCAGCUGAGGGAAAGGCUGAAAUGCAACAGUUUUGAUUGGUAUCUGAAGAAUAUAUACCCAGAACUUCAUGUUCCUGAAGACAGGGAAGGGUGGCAUGGUGCGAUCCGCAGCUCAGGAAUACAGUCAGAGUGCCUGGAUUACAAUGCACCAGAUCACAACCCCACAGGAGCCCAUCUUUCUUUGUUUGGCUGCCAUGGCCAAGGUGGAAACCAGUACUUUGAAUACACCUCUCAGAAGGAGAUCCGUUUCAACUCUGUGACAGAGCUGUGCGCUGAGGUCCUUGACGGCCAGACCAGCAUAAAUAUGAGGAACUGCCCUCGUGACUGGGAGCUAAAACCUCCUAGUAUCAUCUGGGACUUCAGAAAGGAUGGGACCAUCUACCAUCCUCACUCAGACAUGUGCGUGACGGCUUUCCGCACGACCGAGGGUCGCACAGACGCCCAGAUGAGUGGGUGCAGCCCGAACGAGAAGAAGCAACUGUGGAAGUUUGAGUGGUAGAAAGAGGAAUGUCAAACUAUAGCUGGACAUUUCAAGUGACCGUUUGAGACCACGGUGCUGUUCUGAAGCAGUCUGUACUGCACUCAAACCAAGUAGGUUUUGAAUAAGUCACUUUAGGCCAAUAAAUGACCCCACUGAGUGCUUUUAUACCUUUUAAAGUCUGUGCACAUCCCAGAUGAGGGGGCUUAUCAGCUCCACUUUAUAAACUUAGAUGUUUCUUUCAUCCAAGUGCCUCGUAAAAUAUAAUACAGCUCACCUUAAGUGCGAUUUAAAUUCUCCUACAAAAAAAAAGAGAGAAUACCUAUGAAGACGAUUCUUUAAAAACUCUUGCUGCACCAUAGAAUGUUGCUUUAAUGUGCAAUUCAUUUUAUUAUUAUUAUUUUUUAAUUAUCUUGUUUGUUUGUCAUAAAUUGUCAAAUCCUGGCUGCUACAAGAAGCAAAAUGCAAGCUGCAUUUUGCUCAUUUGGUUCCUAAAAUAUUAGGGGUGUAACGAUUCCUUCCAACGACUCAUAUCGUUAUUUGUGGUUGAUGAUAUGAUUCAUAGUCCAUAUGGGUUUAUUUUAAACUAUCCAAUUCACCGACCUUAAAUCGAUUGUUAGCCAAAACUUCAACCAGUGUGACUCGGAGAGAAAUACCUGGGUACUCUACAGUGCAGGUGAAGUCUUCUUAGUAUUUCUUCCAAGAUAUUAAGUGUAAAUUAAAUACGUGUACAAACAAACAAGUAAAAAAGAAUGAAUGGUAAAUCCAUUCACAUUUUAGUUUCCUAAAGUUCAGCCCACUGUUGUUUUUCCGCAUUAAAACAAUCCAAACGGAACAUUGUUCGAACAUUCUAGCACACUGUCUGGUCCCACAUUUUUGAUGAUUUUUUGCUGUCAUCACAUGUGUGUUAUCUGCUGUAAUGCUUGUUUUUACGUUAAAAUAAACCUAAUAAACCUCAAUCCAAAUGAUAUUUUCCAAUAUCGAUAUAAUCAAUUGAUUUUAUUUUGAAAGGAUCUUAUAAUGGUAUCGGUGGAUUUGAUUAGCAGACAGAUGGAUCUGGCUGGAUGGUGGGAAUAUAGUUCAAUUUAUCGUUACACCCCUAUAAAAUAUGGGCAGGCAGCACUAUGAUUACACUCCACUGCUUCCUAGUUCUGUCUUUUACCUGUGAAGCCAGUGUUAUUGUGGAAAACUACCUGGACAAGACUUGAAAAGAAAUGGGUAUUACCCUAAAGUUCUGAUAUGACUUUACAUUUAUAUUGUAAAUCGCCUAUUUAGAGUUGUGUAAAAAUUGAGCAGGACUUGUAGCUUCAUCGGUCACUCGAAAACAAAUGUGUGCCAAAAGCAAAAUGUGUCACUUUAUUUAAAUCUGUGUGGGAAAAAACUAGAAGAUCUACAAAAGGCCUCUAGAGAGACCAUCUGUGUGCCUUGUUUUUCAGCCCUGUUUGCUAAAUGCAUUCCACUAUUUAUGGGGGGACCAGGAAAUCAGACAUAAUACCUGGUAAAUAUCUGUUAAUUGGAUUUAUGAAAAUCAAAUGUUUAUGCUUGUUGAUGGAUUUGUACAAACACGCUUAUUCUGUGCUACUUUCUUAUAAAUAUUUGGUUUGGAGGACCAAAGAGGGGCUGUAAUAAUGUUAAAAAAAAACAUAUUUAAAAAUUACUGAUAAAUGCAAAUAGGGAACAUUGAUCAUUUGUUGUAAUGGUGGACUGCUUUGUUUCUAUGUUUCUAAAAAAAAAAUAAAGUGUUGAAAGCUGCUGGUAUGAUUGGGAAAAUAAUAAAUAAAAAAACUAACCACA
Molecule: messenger RNA, 3872 nt
Organism: Oryzias latipes (Japanese medaka)
Lineage: Eukaryota; Metazoa; Chordata; Actinopteri; Beloniformes; Adrianichthyidae
Gene: galnt4
Product: POC1 centriolar protein homolog B (Chlamydomonas), like
Biological process (GO): protein O-linked glycosylation
Cellular component (GO): Golgi apparatus
Molecular function (GO): polypeptide N-acetylgalactosaminyltransferase activity
Source: RefSeq, a predicted model, not a curated record